Molecule: messenger RNA, 2518 nt
Organism: Hypoxylon trugodes
Lineage: Eukaryota; Fungi; Ascomycota; Sordariomycetes; Xylariales; Hypoxylaceae
Exons: 1
Coding region: 152-2323 (723 amino acids)
Source: RefSeq, a predicted model, not a curated record
GGGCAUGUUGGGUCCUCGCCGCCAACACUUCAGCACUACUAAGUUUAAGGCCUUUGGCUUUUACGAAUCAUACCUAUCUAGGUACCUACCUAUUUAGGCCCCCAGGAUAGACUUCUCAAUUGCCUACCUAGUAUACCUUCAAGGACUAAAGAUGGAUUCACAAGAGCAAAUACCCACCUUACCACUUCAGAGCCCUGCCAAAUCCUUACCAAGUUCACAGACGAUUGAACAUCCUCCUAAGUCUAGAGCCUCACUCCCCCUCGGACAAUCGUUAGGGCUCGCUGGCGCCUUUAGCAUCAUAGGAGGAUCGCUAGGGGCCCUUGGUGUCCUGUCGUUUCUUGGGAUUAUCUGGUUCGGUCACGGCGAUGCGUCAGACGGUUCCCAGGCGAACCGGGCUUGGCGCUACAUUGCAAUCCGUGGCUGGAUGACCCAGGCCAUCACCUUGAGCGCCGUCUUACUUCGCUUCAUAAUAUCUAUUCAGACAACUAUCUGCACCUCUAUGAUCGCGGCUCUUUUGCUUGAAAAGGACGGCGUCCGCCGAUCCUUGGCAGCAUGGUUUUCUGUUACGAGAAGCAUGAAUAGCGGCCCGCGGAGGCUGCUAGGUCUAAUUAUAUCAUCGAAAAAUCGAACUGCUCUUCGACGAGUCGAAACCUGGCUAGUGAUGAUUAUGGUCAUUAUCACACUAGCUCUUCAGUUUUCCUCCACCAUACUGCUUUCAGACAUGGGGAAGCUGGAAAUAAUCAGCGACACCUAUAAUAACAAAGUCCAUAGUAUCUUCGAAUCCCGAGAUAAUAAGAACGAGGAUAUUAGGGAAACCUCGGGCCAAUUCUUAAUCGUACAACCCAUAUUCCCCACGUUUGGCGAGGCUCGGAGCCCGCUAGGCGCCAAACCAGAGUCGAACGGUCUUAGUGAUACUGGCUUGAUGCAGAGGGCAUUUUUACCAAUAUCAGAAGCAAGUGACCGAACUUCCAUCCGAGAGUUCGAAGGAAAUGUCAUUGUGCUGAAUUCCCAAGUGGCCUGUAUGCGACCUAAAAUAACCGCCGAAUAUAGUUCCUAUUCAGUCCUCAAUGGCAACAGUAAUGGCGCGAUUAGAGGCCAACUCGAUUAUGAUUUAACUUUCAGAAGUGCCCAAGUGAAACCGAAAUCACUGUGCGGGACACAAAACUGUAGCCGCAUCCCCUUUUCUUGCUGGACAGCGGGUGCAAAAUUUGGCUGGCAAUCCAAGUCUUGUCUUAUUGAUGGACUUACAACACAAUUUACAAAGGGAACUGUAGCGCCUGAGUGGAACUUGUCUGAUGGACCGUGGUCUCCAAAUUCAUCAGUGCAGCUGAUAUCCACGACUAAUAUGCAAAUUCGCGACUGGAACAAAAUUAGAAAGUGGAAACCCUUGCCCCAAGCAAAUCCAUAUCAGGAAUGGAACAGCCACGAAAUCCUACCUGGAAAGUUCGUCAACAUUACGUUGUGCUUCUCCGCCUUUAAGCUAGAGCGGCACUAUGUCAAUUUGACCGCAUCUGGUACACUGAAAGAGCCACCACUAAUUAUCCCCGUAGGCUCAUCUAAUUACAGCUCUGCCGGUGUGCAGAGCUUACUGGGGGUUAGUAUACCCCCCGGGAGCCAUAAGGAUAGGGGAAUACUCAAUAUGGAAAUCCUUGGGGCGCCUAAUGACGGUCCACCCUCAUCCCCAGCUAAUUCGGUUAGUGAUUUUGGCGCUUUUGGGAAACUCACCCUAGGGGAGUCAACUACAACUUCAUUUAUGAUUUUACUGGCAUUUCAGUUCGGCGAAGGUUUACCCCGGAAUACUACCAUAACGAUGUGUAGAUUCUGCGGGGGUACGACGAAUUUGGUGCUGAAUGAUAAGCUCUCGGCCUUGAUGAGCGACAUCAUCCAGCAGACAGGGCGAGCUGCAAACGCCAUGCUAAGUCUUAUCUCUACGACUUGGGCGAACUUAUAUUACACAUACGUCGAUUCAAUGGCUAUUCUCCAGCAUGCACGAAUGUCGAGAAUAAUGAAGGUUCAAGCCCCGGGUUCGUGCAAAAAAGGUUGUCCGGGGUUCAUUACAGUCGCCACCCUUCUCGGUAUCCACUUACUCUAUGUGACUAUAAUCACGACACUUUAUUUUCGUCAAGUCCGAUACUCUAGACAGGCUAACAUUUGGCAUGCCAUUUCUCAACUAGUUUCGGGAGACUUGAAAGAGACACUUGAAAAUGCGAACGACGCAAGCGACGAAGAUGUGUACAAGGCUGAAGAGAAGAAAGAUACGGAUUAUCUAGUGAGGCUUGAAAGGUUAGAGGGAAGUGGAAGGAUUGAAUUCGUGAGAGUUUAGGCGGGAAAGAGCUCAGCUCAACUUUUGAACAGCUAAAAGGGGGGCAGGGAUAUCGUGGCAAGAUUAGAGGGGAAGUGAGGACUUAUCUAGACACUUCUGAGGCUCCUAAGGCUUGUAACUUUGCUUCUUUUUCAUUAGUCGGAGUUUACCAUUGUGCCUUAAAAGGCAAACGAAACCUAUAACGGUCUUCGAAGA